Molecule: messenger RNA, 2571 nt
Organism: Cottoperca gobio
Lineage: Eukaryota; Metazoa; Chordata; Actinopteri; Perciformes; Bovichtidae
Gene: s1pr4
Product: sphingosine-1-phosphate receptor 4
Exons: 2
Coding region: 283-1518 (411 amino acids)
Biological process (GO): G protein-coupled receptor signaling pathway
Cellular component (GO): membrane
Molecular function (GO): sphingosine-1-phosphate receptor activity
Source: RefSeq, a predicted model, not a curated record
AGUGUGUGUGUGUGUGAGUGUGUGUGUGUGUGUGUGUGUGUGUGUGUGUGUGUGUGUGGUCUCUUUUGGGUGUGCCUACCUAAACUUAUUUUGCUUACUUCCCCCAUCAGAAAAUACAACAUCUUCUCACUCCCUCACCAUCCCCUCCACCAGCAGUGUGUGUUGUGCACAGGCAGAGCUCCAGUGGUUAGAGUGUGGUGAUAGCCUGAACACAGGAGUUUCACACUAAUUCCCCUUCAGCUCGUACCACAGCCCUGAUCUUUGACCAGCCCAGUCGUUGCUAUGAAUAUCUUCUCUUUCCUCACCUCCUCUUCCUCGUGCCCCAACUUGUACCACUUACCCAGCAAUACCACCGUAUCAAACUACACCGCUGCAGCCAACGAGAUCAACCAUGUCAUCCUGCGGCAUUACAACCACACCGGCCGCCUGCAGAACAGGACCAGCUCGAACACCCAGAGCCACAUCAGUGCCCCCAUGAUCAUCUUCCUCUGCUUCAGUAUUUUAAUCAUCCUGGAGAAUCUCCUGGUGCUGGUGGCCGUCAUCUCCCGCAUCCGACACAGCCGGCGCUGGGUUUACGUCUGCAUUGCCAACAUCACACUCAGCGACCUCCUCACCGGCGCUGCCUACCUGGUCAACAUCUGUUUGUCUGGCAGCCAGACGUUCCGCCUCACCCCUGCUCUGUGGCUCUUCAGGGAAGGGAUGCUGUUUGUGGCCCUGGCAGCAUCCAUAUUCAGUUUGUUGCUGAUUGCGGUGGAGCGUUACACCACCAUGAUGAAGCCACUGCCGCAGAAGUCAGCCAAGAAGACCUACUAUAGGAUCUACGGCCUGGUGGCACUCUGCUGGGUUUUGGCGCUGGUGAUUGGCUUCCUCCCCCUGCUGGGCUGGAACUGUGUGUGCAGCCUGGAUGGAUGCUCCACCCUCCUCCCUCUCUACUCCAAGUCCUACAUCUUUUUCUCCCUCAUCAUCUUCUUCCUCAUCCUCCUGUCUAUUGGCGUGCUCUACAGUGCCAUCUACUGCCACGUACACAAGAGUGCACAGCUGGGCCCCCAGCGCAGUCGCAAACGCUCUUUGGGUCUGCUUAAAACAGUGAUCUCCAUUGUUGGGGUGUUUUUGAUGUGCUGGGGGCCGCUGUUCCUGCUGUUAGUGGUGGAUUUCUUCUGUGUCUCCCGCCAGUGUGCGCUGCUGCUCAACGCUGACUUUUGCAUCAGCCUGGCUGUCCUCAACUCCGCCAUGAACCCUAUCAUCUACGCCCUGGGCAGCACUGAGAUGAGGAAGGCUAUCGCUAAGCUGCUGUGCUGCUGCUGCCUGAAGGUUGGCCUCUGUCGCCCAGACACGUUCACAUCCAAGGAGACCACCAGCACCUCGGAGAGUCGGAGGGACAGUCUGAGGAACAGUUUUAACAAAGUCAGAAAUCUGAGCGUGGCCUCCCCUCCAUCAACCCCUAACAAGCCUCGCAGAACACCCAAGAAAUAUAGGCUGAGCUCCACCACCAGCUGCCUGUCAGUUUCAAGUGGUUAAACCACAAUGUGCUCCCCUCCCAAACAAACAAGACCUGUGUGCAGUGAUACACAUCUAACCGUUUCCUCUGGGUUUCAUUGCUUUGCCUGCAGGUACUUGCACCGAUGAUUAAACACAGUCAGAAAGCCUGUUCAAAAUAUGAAUUUGUCCUUAAGUUUGCAAUGAUAAGCAAGUUUGUUUUGCAUUACCAGACAUUUAUUUUUUCAAUGCAUUUAAUGCAGACUCCUGCACACUGGCCGCUUAACUUGCAGACUCAAUAUGUAGUGUUGGGUGCGUCUACCUAAAUAUGUAGUUAGACACAGGUCGACCAAUCUCUCAUUGAGUCAAUCAAAUCUCAUGAAAUCAUAUACGAUGCAAUAUCAAUACGAAGGAAUAUACAUGUAUCCUCAUAUGCAAAACAAUAUAUAGCAGAGGAAAGUGUGCAUGAGUCUUUUGUUCCGCAUUGUCGAGCCUCGGUCGUCUCCUUACGCACCAAUAAACUCACCUGUCAGUCUUCAUUUACAAAAACGUCUGAAACCUUGAAAGUGUUCUCACUUAUAACUUUGUCUCGUGGUCGGGAACCUCUCAGUUAAACUCAGGAUCAGCUGAAACAGAGACAUGUUAAAUGACCUCCCUCCACACACCCCACACACACACACACAUACACACACACAUACACACACAAAUUACAAAUGUAAAGUUAUGUAUUGUAACUUCCUCUGACUGUAUUUUCUCUCUGUUUUACACUCACACACCGAAAAAAUAUAUAAUGUUCAACAUAAUGUGAUGUAAUGGAAGUUGUGUUACCCUGUGUCGUGUUCUUACCUCACGAUCCACAGGUUUGCAGAAGUUUUGCUCUUUGAUGCAUUCAAUAAUGUGCAUUUGAUAUACUGUAGUUGCACUGUACCAGUAAAAAAAAAGUAUAUUUUUUUAUAGAUAUGAAGGCGGAUUAUUUACCAGAAGUAGUGUCGACAUAAAAGUUAACAUGGAAAUGUAUGUUCAGUUUUGCAUUGCGUGUACGCCGGUUGUUUUACUGUAUGAUCAAAACCUGAAUAAAGUUUAUUUUGCUUUAUG